This is a messenger RNA of Candidula unifasciata, 244 nucleotides long. Lineage: Eukaryota; Metazoa; Mollusca; Gastropoda; Stylommatophora; Geomitridae. The record is from the annotation of a GenBank genome assembly.
AGAGUGACAUUAAUUUCUUAAUGAGCAUGGCGCUGCAGAAAGUGGCCUUUCUUCCCUUCGGAUACCUCAUCGACCAAUGGCGGUGGUCGGUCUUCAGUGGGCAGACAACUCCUGCAACAUACAACAAGGACUGGUGGGACCUCAGAUGUCAUCUACAAGGGAUUUCACCUCCUGUGGCGCGGUCAGAAGAUGACUUUGACCCUGGUGCGAAAUAUCAUGUUCCAGCUGCUGUACCCUACAUCAG